AUGUACAGACAAGAAUGCGUUUUCGAGGUAGAGCUCGUCGACUAUGGUAGUAACACACCAACCGCUGUGCGAUUAUCCAAACAAGUGGCACGGUCGAGAAUCCGUGAGAUUCAGUCUCCUAAAAAAGCUCUUCUCCAUUUCAUUCACGAUAAUAGCAUAGAAGAAGAUAUGCUACCGGAAAGUAGUGCGUCGCAAAGGUCUCAUUAG
Molecule: messenger RNA, 207 nt
Organism: Cooperia oncophora
Lineage: Eukaryota; Metazoa; Nematoda; Chromadorea; Rhabditida; Trichostrongylidae
Source: the annotation of a GenBank genome assembly